AGAAACAGGGACAUAAAAGUAACUUCAAAAUCACUUUGAACUAGAGAGAAAGUCGGAGAAUGUGGGCAUGUUAGUGGGGAGGGUUGUGGCAAUAACCGCCUUAACCGCCACUUCCCCAAAAACAAAGAACAAAAAAAAGAAGCACGCUUCUUUUUCAUCUUCAAAAACAUCACAGACUCCUGUGUCGCAGAGAGAGUCUAGCAGCAAGAACAACAUAAGAGAGAGAAAGAGACAGAGAAGCAAGUGUCUAGUUGUCAGAAAAUGGAAGGAUUUAAGAAAGAAGAAAUAAGAAAAGGGCCAUGGAAAGAGGAAGAAGAUGAAGUACUGAUUAACCAUGUUAAAAAAUAUGGUCCCAGAGAUUGGAGCUCCAUUCGAUCCAAAGGCCUUUUACAUAGAACUGGCAAGUCUUGUCGUCUUCGCUGGGUUAAUAAGCUUAGACCCAACUUGAAAAAUGGGUGCAAGUUUUCAGCAGAGGAAGAGAGGGUGGUUAUAGAUUUGCAGGCAGAAAUUGGGAACAGAUGGGCAAGAAUCGCUACGUAUUUGCCGGGAAGGACUGAUAAUGAUGUGAAGAAUUUCUGGAGUAGUAGACAGAAGAGGUUGGCUAGGAUUUUGCAGACUUCAGGAACACCACCUUCCUCUUUUAAUUCCAAACAACAGAGGAGUAAAAAUAAAGUUCCUGUCUUUCUGGAUGUUCCCACAUUCGAGGCUCCAAUGUUCAGUUCUUCAAUGGAGGAAGAGGUAUCCUCAAAGGCUUGCUCAUCAUCCUACUUGGAGAACCCUGAACAGAUAAGAAUGAUGCCAUUACCGCCAUUGGUUAAAUCUGAGUUGCCAGGCUGUGAUGCAAAUCUUGUUCAAUACGAGCCUAUGUCUGGAAUUCCCUUUCCUCAAAUCCCACAGCCCCAGCCAGACCUAGUAUUCUCCCCAGAAAGCCAUGAACUCCUGGCUAGGCUGGAUGACCCUUACUUUCUCAAUGUGCUUGGAACAAUAGACGCUCCUGAACUCGGAGAUACAGCACAAUUUUCACUUGGGCCUCCAUUGUUUGAUCCAGUAUCAAGUUGUAUGAAUAGUCCAAGUGAUGUAAAAAAUCCUGUGACCCCAGAUACCCUCUUCGAUGAGUUGCCACCGGACAUGUUUGAUCAUAUUGAGCCGUUUCCAAGUCCUUCAGAGUGGUGAAAGACUGAUCACAGGGCUGUUUUUAUGUGGGUGUAGAAGGAUGAUUUAUUGAAUAGUUUCUUCAGGUGAAAAAUUUGGCAUGGCUCUUAUGAAAUUGUUGGUCAUUUGACUGCUAUACUUUGUACUAACUCCAGAACUAUAAAUGUGACGGUUUGCCACUAGUCUCUCUCUCUCUCUGAUAAAGAUGUGAAAUUGACUGCUAAACAUAAAAUUCCAGCCCGUUCGUGCUAAUUUCAA
Molecule: messenger RNA, 1410 nt
Organism: Populus trichocarpa (black cottonwood)
Lineage: Eukaryota; Viridiplantae; Streptophyta; Magnoliopsida; Malpighiales; Salicaceae
Product: transcription factor DUO1
Exons: 3
Coding region: 262-1173 (303 amino acids)
Source: RefSeq, a predicted model, not a curated record